UCUGCAACUGCAUAUGAUCCAUUGGUGCUCCCCUGGGCGGCGGUGUCGUGGACACUAGGACCCGGAGCGCCGCCUUGCCGGAGAGCAGCGGCGGUGUCGGUGCAUCUGCUGCUCAGACCAGCGAGGAUAUGAGGAACCGAGUUGACAACCCGGGAUCACGCGCGUUGCGGGCGCGGCACGAAGGGCGCUGUACGAUUCCGAGCCGGAGCCGUGCCUACCUUCCUGCCAGCUAGUGUGUCCGCUGACGGACCGGGCGCACCUGCAUUCCCGACGGCUCCGACCAGAGCUGGCGAGGGAGUCGAAGAUGAGGAGAUGUCCCCGGGGAGAUGCCGCUGGCUGAGACGUGCGGGCUGGCAGUUGCCUCGCAACAUGUGCGGCAAGCGGCGGGGCUGCUGCCCGACCCUCGCCCUACUCUGGAUGCCACUGGCCUUAGUGCUACUGUUGGCCGUGUUGUGGCUCGACCCGUUGCCUGGACAGCACCGACAGGAGGGCACGGUGGCGGUCAGCGGGCCGCCGGGUCGGGCACUGCCUCCCCCCGAGCCGUUCGCCGAGGACAAGGUGAUGGUGGCGGCGGAGGGGCCGGCUAGCUCCCGGACUGGGGAAUGGAGGAGUGGGAAGAGGAAAAAGAGGGUGUACCGGCUGGUGAGGGCAGGUAAACGAGGACGGUGGGGAGCGGCCGCCUCGCAGCCCGGACGGCGCGCCGGACGUCUCCCGACACUCGAGCGGCGCAUGAGAGGCUUCAACGAGGUUGUCAGCGAGCGGAUCUCCCUGCACCGGAGACCACCCGAGGUACGCGACCCUUUAUGCCUACAGCAGGAAUACAGUCAGAAUCUGCCAAGUGCCAGCAUCAUAAUUUGCUUUCACAAUGAGGCCUGGUCCACGCUUCUAAGAACAGUGAACAGUGUUAUGGACACAGUCCCAAAAGAAAUUCUGAAGGAGAUCAUUUUAGUGGACGACCUCAGUAACCAAGGGCACCUGAAGGCAGCUUUGAGUGAAUAUAUUUCUAAGUUGGAUGGUGUCAGGUUGAUUCGCAGCAAUAGAAGAUUGGGAGUGAUCAGAGGUCGUAUGCUUGGUGCUGCACGGGCAACAGGGGAUGUCUUGAUUUUCAUGGACUCCCAUUGCGAGUGUCACAAUGGCUGGCUCGAACCUCUCCUGGAUAGAAUAGCUUUCGACAGAACUCGUGUUGUUUCUCCUGUAAUAGAUGUUAUUGAUUGGAAAACGUUCCAGUACUAUCACUCCGUUGAUCCACAGCGAGGAGUUUUCAACUGGAAGCUGGACUUCCAUUGGGAACCAAUACCAGAGUAUGAACAGAAGUGGAGGAAGUCUCCAAUCAGCCCUAUCCAGAGUCCAGCAAUAUCUGGAGGUGUACUGGGAAUCAAUCGACAUUACUUCCAAAAUAUUGGUGCUUAUGAUCCUGGAAUGCUGAUUGGGGGAGUUGAAAAUGUGGAACUCUCUCUCAGGGUCUGGCUCUGUGGUGGCUCAGUGGAGGUCCUGCCCUGUUCUAGGGUUGGUCAUGUGUACCAGAAACAUUCCCAUGACUCUCUACCUGAUGAAGAGACCUUAGUGAAAAACAAAAUUCGUGUUGCUGAGGUUUGGCUGGAUUCUUUCAAGGAGAUCUUCUACAAAAGGGAUCUGACUGCAUAUUUGCUUAGUAAGGCUGAGGUGCCUGACUGUAAGGAACGAAUGCAGCUGCGGAAGAGACUAAGCUGUAAGAAUUUCCAUUGGUUUUUAACUAACAUCUAUCCAGAACUUUAUGUACCUGAGGACAAGCCAGGAUAUUCUGGGGAGACAAGACAAAGGUUUUUGCUAUACAAUAUCGGUACAGGUUUUUGUGCAGAUUAUGAAACUAAAUGGAGUACCAGUGGAUACCCCAUUGUCCUCGCACCAUGCAGUGGAAAUGGGAAUCAGCACUUUGAAUAUAAUAGUAUAAGGGAAAUCCGGUUUGGUGCCAUGGUAGAACUUUGCAUUGAUGUCAGAGAUGACCAGCUCAUAUUACAGAACUGUACCAGCAAAAACAGGAUGGAAUCACAGCAGCAAUGGAACGUGCAGAAGAGUGGAGAAAUUAUCCACGUCUUUUCUGGGAAGUGCAUCGAGGCAAUAAGGAAUGCUACAAGCCAAGACUUGUUUCUGAGACCAUGCAACAAGUCUGCCACUCAACAAUUGUGGCGAUUUGAGCAACUGUCAGUCAUAAAUGAGAGAUGAGCGAUCACUCCUGACACCUAUUAUGUGAUGGCUGCAGUUCAUAUCCUCCUGUCUGGUCAGGAGUUGUGAAGCAUUUCAAGGAUGUGCAGAACCUAGACUACUGACCACAAAUUGUGCCUUGUAAGUUUUUUGCACCGACAGAAAUCCUCAUAAUAGGAGAGGAAACUUUAAAUAUUUCUAUGCCAUUAUUUCCAACAGAGCUGGAAAUGAUGAUUAAAAACAAUUUUGUGGCAUAAUUGAUCCUUCUAAACUCUACCUGUAACUGUGAUUACUACAGCAGAAACUAAAAUAAAUAGCAAAAGCAGGAUCCAUUUAUUGUGUAUUUUUACUUUUUAUAUGUUUAAAUUUUGUUGAACAGCACUGUGUACUUUAAUGAUUAAAUAAGAAAAAAUAAAUUUCAACAGCAUUCCAGUCAAGUUGUCCUAUUUUUCCCAUUGUAUUAAAUACAGUCUGUUUCAAACUGAAAUAAGAAAGCAAACACUGAAAUAGUCAAUGGCUCAAGCUAAAUAAAUCAGAAUUAAAAAAUCCUAGGAAUAUCUGAUAACCCAGUGCAGUCUAGGUAAAAAUACAAUCUAACCAACAAGUUAAAUUGUGUAACAUAUACAUUUAGUUGUCCAAAUUUGGUAUCAAGUACCUACCAAAAACAUUGAGGGAAAUGCCUUUGGGGAUGGAGAAUAGUUUAAUCAUAACGCAUUAGGCAGUGUAUCAACAACAGCACAACUUAAAGGUGAAAUAAAAUCUGGGAGCAAAGUGAACUGUUAUUAAGACAUCCGGGAAUCAAAGGCACUGUUCAAAUGGACAAGUGUCUGUCACAAAGCGCUGGUUUAUUACAAUAUAAUUCUGAUCCAAUCAAUAUGAGAAAAUUGUUUUAAUAAACAAUUAGUAACAUGUUGAAAAGUUUGCCUUAUUAAAAUAAACACAAUUGUCAUUACUCAUAACUGCAGAGAUCCUCAGUGAUGGCAAAUGCAUGGAGGUAGAAAUGGUUAAAAUAAUACCACUCAUGACCAUGGUUUAAAAAAAAGUCCACUCAAUUGAUUUAAGAAACAAACAUUUCUCAAGCAAAAGAGUAUUCUUAUGUUCCUUUGUUUGUACUGGAUUCCUAACAACAGUGAAUGGACAAGCAUCUUCUCUGUAUAACACUUGGUACCAUUCACAAUCCUAACUGAAAAGUGAAGGACUUGCCACCAGUAUAAAAUCUCCUUUUAUCCACAUGAUCAAACAUCUUGUUAUAUGACAAAACCUUAGUCACAUGACAAAUCAUUACAGCAAAUCUAGUUUUAACACACUAACCAUUACCACACUAUUUCCAAAGUUACCUCUUUCAAAACUGCAGUGUAAGUCAAUCAUCAAAUCUUUGGUUUACAAAUGAGAGAAAAUCUGCAGAUGCUGGAAAUCCAAAAAAUCCUUGGAUUAUCGACUUUCAAGCACACCAACCUCUCUAGUAUUAUUUUUGACUGAUAAUUCUUUCAAUUUGUCUAUCUUUGAUUUGUUCUAAUAUUGUGUGCCUUUUUAAAUUAAGAUGCAGAGUAGCAGAUUUGGCAAUGUGAUAUUCCUCUUCCUUGGAAUUCAUCCAAUACUUUCCCCAAAUAUAUUAUUUCUUUAAUGUCAAGCAUUGCCUAACCAUCGCCAAAUGUCCCCUCAAUUCUGGCUAUCCCUUCUGUUUAUAGCUACCAUCAGGCAGGGGUAGAGAAGUCCCACAUUCCACACCACCAUGAACAAGAACAACUACUUUCCUUCAGUCAUUUGGCUCUUGAACCAAUCGGCACAACCACAAUCACUGCAGUUUGGUAACACUAUGAUCACUUUAUCACUUGGCACUAAAAUUAACUUUGUUUUAUUUUGUCCUAAUUAUGUUUUCUUGUAAAAAUGUGUACAAUUUGUUUAAUUUAUGUGUUUUUCUUGUUACUGGUGCUGAUGUGAAGCGAUGUGCCCGCAAUGCUGUUUCUCAUUGCAACUCGCGUACAUGUACUUACCCAUAUGACAAUAAACUUGACCUUGAU
Messenger RNA from Mobula hypostoma (lesser devil ray), 4202 nucleotides. RefSeq names its product polypeptide N-acetylgalactosaminyltransferase 15-like. Lineage: Eukaryota; Metazoa; Chordata; Chondrichthyes; Myliobatiformes; Myliobatidae. Bases 313 to 2202 code for a protein of 629 amino acids. The record is from RefSeq and is a predicted model, not a curated record. The transcript is spliced from 10 exons. Gene Ontology annotation, biological process: protein O-linked glycosylation. Gene Ontology annotation, cellular component: Golgi apparatus. Gene Ontology annotation, molecular function: polypeptide N-acetylgalactosaminyltransferase activity.